AUGCCUCCAGCGACAUCCCUCUGGUAUGGCCAUAUCGCCCACAUAUCGCAGACUGAUUGGUAUGGAAUAUGCACCGCAAUCGCCCUGGCAAGUUGGCUCGUACGGUGGCUCCUUGGCUACUCGCCCUCGAGACCAUUCUGUCACUUCGAUAUGCUCACAUUCAACAGGGUUCCAUGGUCACACUUCUGCUCAGUGAACAUCCUGCCACUGGCCUUGCGAGCUCGAUCCUGGGUCACUGUGCGCCGACGUGCUGCCAAACUCGCGGUCGCGCAUGGAUGCAUCGAUGAAUUGGCCGGAUGGUCGUCAUCCACCCCGCUCCAUGGAGCUAUUGCUAUCCUAAAUGAUGACCAACCAGUGCCAGCCAUACGACAGCAUUACGUUCCUUCUACAGCAUGUUUCAUGAUCUUGAUCUUUCCCGUGACGCUGCAUGUGGUUGUUCGCCGUCACCCGCAGCUGGCGAUGAAGUGUCACUAUCACUCGGGGUCAACCGGUCUGGCUUCGAUGUCUGCCAUGCGCGGGGGAUGCCCCUGGCCUUCUAUUGUCGUAUUCCCGGGUCAUGAGCUGCUGAGGAUGGACAUCACCGUUCCCUCUCGGUGGAAGGUUGAGCUGGGACAAUAUGUGUACCUUUGGCUCCCACAUGCAGGCUUGUGCAUUGCCGGCCAACUGCUGCUUUUCUACAUCGCAUCCUGGAAAGACGCCAGGGCCGGAGGCUCCUGUACGCUACAUGUGCUAGUCCGCCCACAGUCUUCUGCAUUUGCAGUUGCGCUUUAUAAAGCCAAACGACUUUACAACGUGCGAAAGACCGCGCCCGUGCUAGGGCCAUACGGGAGACCGCCUGGUCUCGCUCAUUUCCGGACCGUGCUUCUCAUUGUAGAGGAUGUCGAGAUUGUACGAGUAUUCUCGCUUACCCAGACACGUGUCCUAGCGAGUGAACAGCACCACGCCGUGGUACGGAAGCUCAUCGUUGUCUGGAAAACGGAAGACCUUGUGAACAUGCAACAUUUGCUUGACCUCGAUCGCCAAGAAGCCAAGAAUGAGCCCUUUCAUAAACCCGGUACUAGACUCCGAUCCCUUGAAGGGUCUCUGGAUGUGGCGCAGACUAUGAGGGAGUGCCUAAAUACACGUCAAGUGAUGGGUAUCCGACAGUCUAUCCGCAACCAGGUCAAGGCAAUCGUUCAGCCAGACGAGCGAUGA
Molecule: messenger RNA, 1194 nt
Organism: Aspergillus steynii IBT 23096
Lineage: Eukaryota; Fungi; Ascomycota; Eurotiomycetes; Eurotiales; Aspergillaceae
Exons: 8
Coding region: 1-1194 (397 amino acids)
Source: RefSeq, a predicted model, not a curated record